Messenger RNA from Ostertagia ostertagi, 588 nucleotides. The record is from the annotation of a GenBank genome assembly. Lineage: Eukaryota; Metazoa; Nematoda; Chromadorea; Rhabditida; Trichostrongylidae.
AUGGGAUUUCAUGUGUUUGAAUCAACUGUACCACCUCCCCCUUUGCCCGAUAAUAAAGUAAGACGCGGUUAUUACACGCGUAGUAUACUUUGUGAUGCUGUUAAGCAGGUAAUGCUCGGAAUAAUGACGGUCACUCAGGCUUCUCGACACUAUAAAAUUCCUCGUACAACUAUCCAGAAACAUUUUAGCAAAGCUCGUGAGCAACACAACCUCAAAGAAAUGUAUAUCCGAAGGAUGCAAGCUGCUGAAAAAGGCUUGGUCGGUCGAGUGCCUGAGAGUGAUCUUCAGCGAAGGUUAGCGGAUCACGGAACGGCGUGCCUUAUUUCACACGGAGUGGAGGUGUGGCCAAACAGUUCUGAGGAGUCACCAGCAUCCGUUCACUGGCGGCAGCAGCCUGUCAAAAUCGAACCAUCGCAAGAAGGUUACUUUGUCCAGGAAGGUCAAACAUACUCAUAUGAAAGCGAGAUAGCUGUAGCUGAACAGUGCGAGGUUGCGAGUGAAGAUGUGGAACAUCUCCAAACUUCAAUACCUACUUGUGAGUCAGAAACAAUUAGGAAACCAUCAAAUCCACGUCAGUUUGAGAUUUGA